AUGGGGAACCUCUCCUCUCUGGCCACAGACCACCAGCUGGAGGCCUUCCUGGAGAAAACUCUGGCUGAGACGUCACCGGCGUCUGACCCGAGGACCAGAGGCCUGAUGGAGGAGCUGCAGGCCCAGCUGAUGGAGCACCAGGCCUUCUCCCCCAUGGACACUUCAGACCUCUCCUUCUGUGACUCCUCCUCCCCCUCCUCGCUCCACUUGGGCCUCUCUGAUGCGGGCCUGGACAACAUGGAGUGGCUGGACCUCACCCAAAUAACUCCUGGGUCUGCCGGGGCGCUCACUCCUCUGGGGAUCCCCUCGGACUUCCUGGACCCUCAAGACCUGCAGCUGCACUGGGAGUGACGGGGGGGAGGAAGACAGGGGUGAGGAAGACAGGGAGGUAACAGCUGAGCCAGGAGAUAAAGCUGGAUGGACGAAAAGAGGCGGAAAAAGGUUUAGAUUUUAGACAAGAAGGGA
Notothenia coriiceps (black rockcod) is the source of this 465-nucleotide messenger RNA. Its product is annotated as MKL/myocardin-like protein 2. NCBI's taxonomy places the organism in Eukaryota, Metazoa, Chordata, Actinopteri, Perciformes, Nototheniidae. The transcript is spliced from 3 exons. The record is from RefSeq and is a predicted model, not a curated record. Bases 1 to 351 code for a protein of 116 amino acids. Gene Ontology annotation, cellular component: nucleus. Gene Ontology annotation, biological process: positive regulation of transcription by RNA polymerase II; smooth muscle cell differentiation. Gene Ontology annotation, molecular function: transcription coactivator activity.